ACAACAAUUAGAAAGGUCACACGCGGAAAGAAGGAAAACUGAAUCGAGUGGAAAAUAAAGGAAGUUACAUUGCACAAAUUUUAUACGUGCGAAAAGAUAUUUGCCCACGAAAAUAAAUUUCAAAUAUAAAGUAAAAACUGCGUUAAUUCAAUAAUUGUAUUAUACUAGAAAGAUAAUAAAUGCUCGCUAAGUUGGUAAAGUGGAGCCGGCUUAAUCAAUUGGAUCACAAUAUGCACAUAUUACGUAGCAAUGAAUUUCGUGGUUGAAACAAAAGUUGCAAUCGCCUAUAAUUUGAGUUCCAAGCGUCAGUCAUAAACUAAAACUUUUUAAUUGUUCAAAGAGCAGGCAAGAAUACAUUGCGAAAUACCAAGUGGGACCACAGUAAAUAAAUUCUACUCGAUAAAAGAAUAAAUAAAUUUCAUCACUUCUUACCAAAUGCUCGAGAACAUGAAUGCAAAACUUUCGGCAAUAUAUUUUGAAUAGAAGGUAUUUGGAAACUUAGCUACGUCCUCAGCCGUAAACACUUAAGUAUCGAAAUAACUUAAAAUAAAUGGAAUUUUUUAUUCGAAGACCAAAGCGAUAUUCGUAAUACACAAACAUGUUUUUGAAUUUAAAACACUUCCACUUACUCGUAUGUGGCCUUAGCAGAAGAUAUUAAUAUCAACACUAAGCUAGUAGUAGGUUUAAGUAAAAAAUACUUUCUUUGCAUUAAGACUGAAAUGGUUACACGCAACAUGAAAAUCGUAACUCCUACAAAUAUAUCAAAUAGCAAGAAUAUGAAAAACAAUAAUGUUGUAAAGACAAGUUCACAUGCGAACAUAACUCAGCCAGGAAUGGCAGGUAUCAAUUCCAGCGAGUCUCCUAAUAUGAGAUGUUUUAAUGGAAAUAGUUAUAAAAAUAGCGAAACCACUAAGUCGAUUCAAACACCAAAACAAAACCAUUCUACAAACAUCAAAAAUGGUAAGAAGUCUUCCCAAUCACACAUGUUCUACAACAUUCCAACUACAUCCGUGAUAAGUCGCAAAAAAUUCUAUCAACAACAUUACCGUUAUAAUCAACAUUAUCAGCACAAUUUUUUAAAUAACAAUAAAGAAGUCAAAAAUAAUAUUACCAUUAAAAAUCAUAUGCCAGAUUUUGAUACAGCAAACCCAAUAGAUAUGCAAAAACAACAAAACAUAUCUAAAGUUGAAGAGAGUUUAAAUAAAGUGGAAGAUUAUGUAAAUAAUAAUACAACAGUAAACGCAAACUACACUUGUUUAACAAAUAUUCAUGAUGAUAACUUCGUUGCUUCCAUCAAUGACAAUUAUGUUGCUCUCUCUUCGAACAGAGCAACAACUGAAUAUAAACUAGACGUCGUUCCUUCUACAUCGCCAAAUAAGAGUGAAGCACCGAGAUUAUUAGCUUCGGAUAGCCCACCUUCUUCGGCAUCUACCAUUCAACACAAUUGCGUUGGAGAAAAUAAAGACAUCAAUCUUGAUUGCAGUAGCUGUUGGACUAAUUUGGUGACUCCUCAGUGUACUGACACGAAGUCUUUGCAAUCCUGGCCAUGGGUACACAUAAGUAGAGCCGAAAGCUCAUCCAUCAGCUCAGAAUCUUCCUGCAAUUCGUCAAUAUCUGCUUCAAUAAAUAGUAAUGCAGAAAAGAACAAUAUUCCCAACGUCAGUAUUGCAACUGCCACUAAUUCUACAAAUAAGAAAAUACAUCGAAAAAACAAUAACAAUAACAGAGGCUCCAACGCAGAUAAACGUUGUUCAUCACCACGUAUAAAGGGACUACGUCAAAAACGGGCCUCGAACAUAUCGACAACGACUGAUAAUCCGCAGAGCAAAGUGUCAUUAUUUACUGAAAGUGGAAGAAAAUCUAAAUUUGUUGAAAACCAUACAGCGAUGACAACUGCAUUGGAACCAAACACAGUUACCACAGCCUCCGCAACAACUAGUGCCGUCGAUUCUACAAUAACAGCAACAACAAAUUGUGCUACAGAUAAGGAAAUGACCUCAAAGUCUAAAAGUAGUGCAACAUUAGCCCCCCACCCUUUAUUAGCAGCUAAUGAAUUCCCUAAUAUUAUAGAGCUCCCUAAAUUGUCUGUAUCGGGGCCAGUAGUGUCUUCUAUUUCAACUAAAGCUUCAAAAGAUUCUAACGACAACGCCACACAAACAUUUAUAUUAACAUCGCCUGCCAAUUCUCCGACGCCAUCUACUGCUGGUUCUCCACCUUCGAAUUCUUAUUCAUUAGAUUUCCUACACUCAGUUGGGGUACAAAUGACAGGGGGGGCCAAUAUACCAGCUAUUGGAAAAAGUAAUUCGAUUAAUACACGCGCCACUACAGUAUACAAUACCCAAAAUACGGACGUCAUGUCGCCGGGGCGAAAUGCAUAUGCUUAUCAAAAUCUUUUAAAGCAGAGGCCGCCGCAUUUAACACACGGUCGAUAUAUGCAAAACUGUGCAAGUGGAGUUGGUGGAGUUGGCAACAAUCAUGCUAGAGAACAUCGUGGCCAUCGUUUUCAACAGCACCACCACCAUCCUCAACAACUGACGAUUGCAUCUUUUAUGCAGCAAGAACUAUUAAAUGAAAACACAAUUGGCGUCGGUAAUACCGAGACUAGUCUUAUCAGUGGCACAGGAGAUAAUAGCGGUAUUGAUGUUAAUAAUAAUAAUAGUAAUUUUGCCAAUCAACAAUCGUUUCGAAAUCUUCAUCGGCGUUGUAAUAAUUAUUACACAUCACAUUAUCAUCAGCAAGACCGUAUUUCGAAUACCCAACAACAGAGUUCUAUUACUGUUCAACCUUCUUUUCAUAGCUCAAAUGAAAAUGUAAAUGUUAAUUCAAGGGUUAGUCGAAGUUGUGGAAGCGGUGCUUACACGCAGCAACAUUCGAAGCAUAAUAAGUAUCAAAGUCAGCAAAAUAAUGGGGAUAAUUCAAUAAACCCACAUAAGCCCAGGGAUGUUUUAGAAGAGGCAGGCGCUGGUAGUGAAAAUAAUGCAAGCAAGGGAAAUUUUUCGAAAUGGUCCUCCAAGCAAAACCAAAGGUCGUUGGAUGAUAAAAGGUCUAACUGUACUUCUUCCGCAUCAAAACACUCAUCCUCGUCAUCCACAAUUUCAUCGGCAUCUUCUAACUCCUCUCAGACAUCAACCCCUUCGUACCGUCAACAGAGAAAUAAAUCUGCUACCCAAAUGAAUCUAGUCAUUGAAACAUUGCCUCGCAAAAUGAACACAACCGCCGCGCACCGUCUAAAUUGUAGGUUGCAAUAGGUUAAUUACCACAACCCACAACACCACUCGCAUUAUAGUACUGCGGUAGGAUCACAGUCCUCGAUUUCGCAACAACCUCAUCAAAAUUUUCAUAAUCUAACUUACGUCAAUACUGAGGAUCAUACCACACUGUCGAGCGUAUCAAGAUUAAACCUAACUACCACAUCGCGUAGUUCUAGUCCUUUAUUGUCACAGCCUGUGUCAAAUGCGACUGGCCCGCAACGUUUCGACACCACUUCCACGAUAUUUCCAUAUACUCCAACUCAAUUUCAGACUCAGCAGCAAUAUCAACAGAACUUUGUUCCUGGUAAGCAUUCGACAAUUAAAACUAUUACAGCUUUAAUAUUCAAUUUUUCUUUUACAUAUAUGUACCUUGAAAAAUUUACUUUGCAGUUGGGGAAUUUAGUGUGUUGCUCACAAUUGAGAGAUGCUGGUACACCAAUCGACUCAAAUCAACCAACGAGCAACGUACAGAGCACAAGAUCUCACGAGUACGAUGAUUCAGAUACUUCUUCGACAAAUUCCAUGAUACUUUUGCAGCAAAGGCACAAAUAUAAAGGACGCUCAUCAUCAUGAGCAUCCUCGACAUUUUCAACAUGCUAAUCAGCAACCCCUAAUUUCAGUGGACCUUUGCAAGCUGUGUCUAUAAUGGCAAUGACACAAUUUGUUUCAGCGUCGCAGCAUUAUACACCACAACCAUUAGUAUCACCUCAACAACAAUCGCCUUUCCAAAGUAAUGGUGUUAUAUCAAUGGUAAAUGUACCAUUCGCAGUCAAUAAUUAUACGGAUGUUGAUGAUUCCACAAAGCAACACUUGUCGCAGAAACAUCAAAGCAUGCAUCCUCAGCAAAGACAUUUUUAUUUCUCAUCAGGAGAGCACUUAAGUGCUACACCAUUAUCUGCCCACGUUACAAAUGGCGGCGGCUACUGGAGUCCGAUGCAACACUCAAAUUUUUUGUAUCCUCAACCUGCGAAUUUGAUACCGGCUACGCAGUGUGCAACACCGACAGCAACACUGUCACCUUGUUUUAAUGACCGAGAUGACCAGCAUUUCCACCAUGCAAACGUUGUUAGCCAAAAUGAGGUGCUGCCAUUGUCGGGUCAUACAAAACGCAGUUCAAAUGUACAAAUGAGCAGCACUGCAGUCAUAUCUCAGCAAUCAGCACAUCAGCACCUACGUCUACCACAGUAUACUGUAUCACAAGGUGGAAUAGUAAGUACCGGCAGCAAUGUAGCUACUCUACGUCAGCGUAAUAGUGCGCGCAGUAGUUUACAACAGACGCCACACCAUCAUCACCAAAUGUCUGGUGCACCAGCAACAUCUAUUUCUCAUGUAUAUCCGCAACAUAAUCUGCUCUUUGGAGUUCCACCAACUCACAUACGUUCGUCAACAAAUGCAUCGCAAGAAUAUUUCACGCAUACACCACCUGAUCGGUUUUUAGCUAGAGCACAUCUUAUAGAAGCCAAAGAAGCUCCAAAUUCAUUACUGAAUAACUCAAAGUGGGAUAAUCUUUCUCAAGGUAUUUGGAAUAAAUUCAUAAACUCUCAGCAAACCGAAGAAACUUUCAGGCAGAAAAUGCGUUUAUGGCGUUAUCUUUAUAUUAUUAUAAAGAAUACUUAUCCACGUUUUGGUUUAUAUCUUGUUGGAUCUACCAUAUCCGGAUUUGGGGCUGAUACGUCAGAUGUGGACAUGUGUUUGGUGUCACGCAGUACGUCCAAUGUGGAGCCCCGGAUGGAAGCUUUAUUUAACUUAACUGUCCUACGAGACUAUUUAAGCAAAUCUGCUGAGUUCGAGAAUUUCAAUGUUAUCGAAGCGAAAGUGCCAAUACUGCGCUUCAGAGAUCGUAUUCAUCAACUGGAAGUGGAUUUGAAUUUCAACAACUGUGUGGGAAUCAAAAACACUCAUUUAUUAUACUGCUACUCACAACUUGAUUGGCGUUUACGUCCCAUGGUGUUAGUUACAAAACUUUGGGCACAAUAUCACAACAUAAACAAUGCCAAAAAUAUGACUAUAUCCAGCUAUUCUUUGGUUCUUAUGGUAAUACACUUUUUGCAGUACGCCGCCAGCCCGGCUGUGCUUCCGUGCUUGCACGACUGGUUUCCUGAUAAGUUUCCAUUGCUGCGAUCAAACGACUUUGGAUAUGUGGAUAUGAACGAAACCAUUGGUCCUUACGAAUCGACUAAUACCCAAACCAUCGGUGAAUUAUUUCUUCAUUUUCUGGAGUAUUACAGUUGUUUUGAUUACACUCAAUUUGCGAUUUCGGUUCGUACUGGUGGUCUACUGCCAAUUAAUGUUUGCCGGCUUGCUAAAUCAUCAAAAAACGAUAUCCACCAAUGGAAAGAGCUCUGUAUUGAAGAACCCUUUGACUUAACAAAUACAGCGAGAUCGGUGUAUGAUUUCGAAACAUUUGAACGUGUCAAAGCGGUAUUUGUAGCCUCCUGGCGAAUACUACAAGAAACUCUUGAUCUAAGCACAAUUUUUGCACCUAUUAUCAUACCACCAUCAAACAGUAUUGUUAGCACGUUAAGAAAUCCUACAAUACAAUACAAAGACUCACAAAAUGGUAUGUCCUCGGGCAUUGCAACAAGUGGGAACAACAUUGUGAAUACCAACGGGAAUGAAUCCACAUUUUUCACUCUAUCAGAUGAUUCCAACAAUAACGCUAUAAAAAAUGUGACACAGAAGGAAAUAGUAAAUCUGAUAGUAGAUCCAUAACGGAGUUUAUUGCAAGAAAAUAACGAGAAAUUAUCAACAGGAGUAUUUGGAACCACAACUUUAUUAGGCAUAUGGGAAAUUCACUUCAAUGUCUUCAUCUACAUAUAAUUAUAAAAACGUAAUUUUAAAUUAUGCUGUGCAUAGGGAACAACACAACAACAGCAACCAAAAAUAAAUAAUAAAAAAAAAAACUAAAAGAGAAUUACGGUGCUUAAAUUUAAUGCCAUUAAUUGUUAAACAAAAAUCGAGGAAACACAAGAGAAAAAAUGAAGCCCAGCCUCAAAUAAAAGCGCACAAUAAUAUAGUAGAAAAUUUGUCUCGUUAUCACAAGAAGAAAUGAGAUUUAAUUUAUAAAAAAAAAGUGUUAUUAUAUUUAUCCACUGGUUCCAAAAGUGACACCACCGCCACCGUCGCACAUCAUAAAGAGAUAAAAGAAAAAUACAUAGGUUAGCAAAAUAGGUUAUAAAAUCAACACGAAUACAAAAACGGAAACAUAAAAUAAUCAAAAAUUUAUAAGAAAUUAUUACCCGGCGGAAGAAAUGUGAGUGGUGUUGCUUUAUAAUUGUUUUUGUAUCAGUCUAAUGUUAAGUAUCUAAUUUAUAAAAGCGGUAAAAAAAAA
Molecule: messenger RNA, 6582 nt
Organism: Ceratitis capitata (Mediterranean fruit fly)
Lineage: Eukaryota; Metazoa; Arthropoda; Insecta; Diptera; Tephritidae
Product: poly(A) RNA polymerase gld-2 homolog B
Cellular component (GO): cytosol
Molecular function (GO): poly(A) RNA polymerase activity
Source: RefSeq, a predicted model, not a curated record